Prunus mume (Japanese apricot) is the source of this 1021-nucleotide messenger RNA. It is a transcript of the gene PBF1, whose product is annotated as N-terminal nucleophile aminohydrolases (Ntn hydrolases) superfamily protein. Gene Ontology annotation, cellular component: proteasome core complex; cytoplasm; nucleus. The record is from RefSeq and is a predicted model, not a curated record. NCBI's taxonomy places the organism in Eukaryota, Viridiplantae, Streptophyta, Magnoliopsida, Rosales, Rosaceae.
CUCCAUUUAUUUCUUGAAGCAAAAGACACCGAGCGAUCUGAAAGAAUAAAAUUGAAGAAGGCGUACCCAGAGCUCACUUUGCACUUUAGCUCUAGCUCCACGCCCUAAAUUUGCUCAUCUCUCUCUCUUUCUCUCACUGACCCAGACGCAUUCACCAUGACCAAGCAGCAUGCUAACUGGUCCCCCUACGACAACAAUGGCGGAUCCUGUGUCGCUAUUGCGGGAGCCAAUUACUGUGUGAUUGCGGCCGAUACUCGGAUGUCGACUGGUUACAGUAUUCUCACCCGCGACUAUUCUAAGAUCUGCAAAUUAGCAGACAAAGCUGUAUUAGCCUCGUCUGGUUUUCAAGCUGAUGUGAAAGCAUUGCAAAAGCAUUUGGCUGCUAAGCACUUGAUCUAUCAGCAUCAACAUAACAAACAAAUGAGCUGCCCUGCAAUGGCUCAACUACUUUCCAACACACUUGUUUUGGGUGGUUUAGAUAGUGAAGGUAAGGGCUGUGUCUUCACAUAUGAUGCUGUUGGUUCCUAUGAGAGGGUUGGAUAUAGCUCCCAAGGUUCCGGGUCUACACUCAUCAUACCCUUUUUAGAUAAUCAGUUGAAGUCGCCUAGCCCUCUCUUAUUGCCUGCUGUGGAUGCCGUUACACCACUUUCUGAAGCAGAGGCAAUAGAUUUGGUUAAAACUGUUUUUGCAUCAGCAACAGAGAGAGAUAUAUACACUGGUGACAGGCUUGAAAUUGUCGUUCUAAAUGCUGAUGGCACUCGGUAUGAGUACAUGGAACUGAGGAAAGAUUGAUGCCUACCCCGGACCAUGCUGCCGGUUUUGACCAGAGCUGAAAAUGUCAUCUAUUCCAGGUCUUCAUAUCUCGAAAUGGCUUGUUUAUUAUGUUGCAAAGUUUCAGUUUGUACUCAACUUCCCCUAUUACGGUGAAACAUUUAAAGCAGUAAACAGUCGAGAACCAUUUCUGUACUGAUAUUUUCUUUGUGAACAAAGUAAGUUAUCCACCCCUGCACCAUUUCUUUUA